Molecule: messenger RNA, 973 nt
Organism: Medicago truncatula (barrel medic)
Lineage: Eukaryota; Viridiplantae; Streptophyta; Magnoliopsida; Fabales; Fabaceae
Product: germin-like protein subfamily 3 member 1
Exons: 1
Coding region: 111-740 (209 amino acids)
Molecular function (GO): manganese ion binding
Source: RefSeq, a predicted model, not a curated record
UUCUUCCAAUCCUUGCAAGAACAGCUCUAUAUAUAUAUAUAGCUAGCCAAUACCAACGUUCCAUCAUACCACAUCUAUCUAAUCAUUAACAAUCAUCAUCCAAUAAUAAGAUGAAGAUUACUCCUAUACUUUUCCUUUUCACUCUCCUCUCAUCCACCACUUCCUAUGCUUCUGUUCAUGAUUUUUGUGUAGGAGAUAUAAAAGCUCCAGAAACACCUACAGGCUAUCACUGCAUGCCUCUUGCAAACAUCACAUCGGACGAUUUCGUCUUUCACGGCUUUGUAGCCGGAAACACUAACAACUCUUUCAACGCUGCACUUACCUCGGCGUUUGUCACCGAUUUUCCAGCUCUUAACGAUCUUGGAAUCUCCGCGGCGCGGUUAGACAUAGCAAAAGGCGGAUCUAUUCCAAUGCAUACUCAUCCUGGCGCUACCGAAUUAUUGAUUAUGGUUCAUGGUGAAAUAACUGCUGGGUUUCUAACAACUACUGCAGUUUAUUCAAAAACGUUGAAACCGGGUGAUCUUAUGGUUUUUCCCCAAGGGAUGUUGCAUUUUCAAGUUAAUUCUGGUAAGGGAAAAGCUACUGCUUUUCUUACUUUUAGUAGUGCAAAUCCUGGUGCUCAAUUACUUGAUCUUCUUUUGUUUUCCAAUAAUUUACCUUCUGAGUUAGUGGCACAAACUACUUUUCUUGAUCUUGCUCAAGUGAAGAAGCUAAAGGCUCGGUUUGGUGGAAGAGGUUAGGUAUAUUAGGAUAUUAUUGCUUAUGAUCAUACUCAACUCUUUCUUGUAUUGUUUGUUCCAAUAAUUCAUCACCUUUAAGUGAUGCAUUUGUUUGUAUGUGUACGUGUGUGUUUUAUUUUAUUGAUUUCUAUGUUAUACCUAUCUCAAAUGUCAAGAUAUGCGGUUGGAUGAUUUAGCGAGCAAGCUACUUAUAUUAAUGAAACAAUAAAUUGUGUCACACAUUUCUUGGUUCA